AUGUUGUCUACACUUCUUCCCCAGGCACCAACUCACAUCGACAAGCUCCCCCACGACAAGGAGGACGCUCCAGUGCCGCAAACCGAGCCUCUAACGGUCGACGAGCUUGUCCGCCACCGUGCAUCUCUCGGUUCAUCGCAACCCGCCGUCUACUAUCCUCGUACCGGCAUAGAAUACUCGGAAUUUCCUCUUCAACAACUCGAUGUCUUCGCCUACCGAGUCGCAAAGAUCCUAGCAGAGAAGAUCCCACCUCGGAAAACCUCAACAGAGUCGCCCACUGUCGUUGCACUGUUGGGCCCUUCAGACCUGAACUACCUCGUUCUACUUCUCGCUGUGACCAAGCUCGGCCAUGCCGGUUUACUCCUUUCCACCAGGAUAUCGGUCGAGGCUCAUGUGUCUUUGAUCGAGAGGACCAACGCGCAGCACAUUUUCGUCCAUGGAUCUCUUAAGGAUACUGCCGCGAAAGUCAGCGAGCGAGUUCCGGGAUUGGAAGUUCACGAUAUUCCAGGUGAAGAGAGCUAUGAUUAUCCCAUUCCGGGUGAACCCAUCGAUACGAAUCUCCUUUCCCACCUGGAUCCUGAAGCCGAAACAAAACAUCUCGCAUGGAUAAUCCAUAGUUCGGGCUCAACCGGGCUACCGAAGCCCAUCUUUCAGACGCAGCGAGCGGCCGUUAAGAACUAUGCCGGGAAUAUGAACAUGCGUGGUUUCAUCACCUUGCCCUUGUACCACAAUCAUGGGAUCUGCUGCUUGUUCCGGACGAUCUACUCGAACAAGACCCUGCAUUUGUACAACCCCCAGCUUCCACUCACGAGCCAGUACCUGGUUGAUAUUAUGCGGUCAUACAAUUUUGAGAUCUUCUAUGGGGUGCCGUAUGCGCUCAAGCUGCUUGCCGAAUCCAAGGAGGGCAUUGCGGCACUUGCCAAUCUCAAGGCUGUCAUGUUUGGAGGAUCUCCGUGUCCGGAUUCUCUGGGAAAUUUGCUAGUUGAAAAUGGGGUCAACCUCAUCGCUCAUUAUGGAUCGACCGAGACAGGCCAACUGAUGACCUCUAUGCGAUCGCGGGAUGAUAAACGAUGGGACUGGCUCCGUCCCUCUGAAGCUGUGAAAAAGUUCUUGCGGAUGGAAGAGCGCUACCCCGGCGUCUACGAGUCCGUUGUUCUCGACGGCUGGCCCUCAAAGGUCAUGUCGAACCGACCAGAUGGCGCCUACGCUACAAAAGAUCUAUUCCUCAAGCACCCCGUUAUCGAAGCUUACAAGUACUACUCCCGACUUGACGACACAAUCACUUUAGUAAACGGCGAGAAAGUGAUCCCACUAGAUUUGGAAGGACGAGUGCGGCAGCUCAGCGUCGUCGCAGAUGCACUCGUCUUUGGCAUCGGCAAGUCAAACAUCGGACUCGCAGUUAUUCGUGCGCCAGAAGCAGCAUCUUUAACAGACGAGCAAAUUAUCGAAGCUAUUUGGCCGGCAGUUGAAGAGGCACACGAGACACUGCCAGCGUACGGCCAACUAUCUAAGAACAUGGUCCGUGUUCUGGCUGCUGAUACUUCCUAUGCUCGUACCGACAAGGGAACCGUCAUCCGCCAGGCAUUCUACCGAGAUUUUGCCGACUUGAUUGAGGCAUCGUACGAAGCUGAAGAUGAGAUGACGGGAACUCUGGUCUUGUCUGAAGAUGAGUUGAAGGCGUUCCUGCGAAAUGAACUCCCUGCUAUUGUCCACGGCAGAAAUCCUGACGACUUCACCGAUGACGCUGAUUUCUUUUCCCUUGGGAUGGACUCUUUGCAAGCAACCCAGUUGCGGUCCGUGCUUAUCAAGUCGCUGGACACGAAAGGGCACAAGUUAGGACUGAACGUUGCUUUUGAGCACCCGUCUAUCAGCUCCUUAGCGCGUUACCUCUACUCCCUCAGUUCUGGGACAUCAGAGACUACUGCUUCGAUCGAGGAACAGAUGGCGGCUUUGAUCUCCAAGUACAGCGAUUUUGAGCAGCACGUUCCUCGCCCUAAUGGACUAAGCGGGAGAUAUAUCAUCGUAACUGGAGCCACCGGCUCCCUGGGCUGCCACGUCGUUGCCAAACUAUCCGCCCUUCCAGACGUGCAAAAAGUAUACUGCUUCGUCCGCGCCAGGUCUCCCCUCGACGCCUACGGCCGGAUUCUCGAGUCUCUUCGCGCCAGGCGCGUCUACGAGUCCCUCUCCACCGCAGCAAAGAACAAGCUCAUAGCACUCCCCUCCGACCUCUCCCAACCAGAUCUGGGCCUCGAUCCCACGACCUACAACACCUUAGCCUCCUCGCUCACAGACGUGAUUCACUGCGCGUGGUCAGUAAACUUCAAUCUACACCUCUCCAGCUUCGAAAAAGACAACAUCGCCGGCAUCCAGCACCUCGCAAACCUCUGCCUCAAGACGCAGCGGCCCGCACCCGCAACACUCAACUUCUGCUCCUCCAUCAGCGCCGUCGUCCGCUCACCCGAGGCCUCAAUCCCCGAGAGUCUCCCCUCAAGCCUCGAACACGCCCAGAACAUGGGCUACGCGCAGUCGAAGCUCGUAGCCGAGAACCUCUGCGUCAAGGCAUGGGAGCAAACGGGCCUGCGCGCCCGCGUCCUCCGCAUCGGCCAGGUGAUCGGCGAUACAGAGAACGGAAUCUGGAACACCACCGAGGCAAUCCCGCUGAUGCUCCAGUCUGCAAACACGAUCGGCGCGCUGCCGAAGCUCGACGAGUUCCACCGCUGGUUGCCCGUUAAUACGGUUGCGGGCGUUAUCGCCGAUAUCUCCCUGUCUGAGAAAGAGGCCGGCGCAGACGCAGACGCAGAGACGCAGCCCAUAUACAAUAUCAUCUCCCCGCAUCCCUUCCACUGGACAAGGGACCUCCUGCCCUCCCUGCGUGCCGUGGGUCUCGAAUUCGAGGAACUGGGCCCUCGCGCCUGGAUCAAGCGGCUGCGCGAGUCGAACCCGGAUCCCGUGGCUAACCCGCCGAUCAAGCUUGUCGAUUUCUUUGCGGGCAAGUAUGAUAAUGAUACGCCGAAGAGAGCUGUUGGUUGGGAGACUGACAAGACGGCGAAUGCUUCGAGGAUGUUUGGAGACGCAAAGGGGCUGGAGCAGGACAUUGUGGGCAAGAUGAUGGGGUAUUUUCGUGGGGUGGAUGGUUGGGGGAAAGGGAAAGGGAAGUCGGCAUGA
Aspergillus mulundensis is the source of this 3165-nucleotide messenger RNA. RefSeq names its product putative NRPS-like enzyme. Gene Ontology annotation, molecular function: phosphopantetheine binding. Bases 1 to 3165 code for a protein of 1054 amino acids. The record is from RefSeq and is a predicted model, not a curated record. The transcript has 3 exons. NCBI's taxonomy places the organism in Eukaryota, Fungi, Ascomycota, Eurotiomycetes, Eurotiales, Aspergillaceae.